AUGCAUCAUUGCAAUGAAAUUCUCAAUAUCAGCGCCAAGCUCAGCAGCAUCGACGCUAAUAUGGAGGACGAAGACGUGUCGAUCCGUUUGUUGUGCAGCCUCCACAAGAACUACGAGAUCGUCGUGCUGAACUUGGAGAUGAGCAGCGCGGAGCUGCGGACGCAAGACAUCGUGAAAGUGCUUACGAAGGAACACAUUAAGAGACAAGGGAUAAAGAUAAUACAGGUGAAGACUGAAGAAGCUACCAAGGCCUUCAGCACCGAGCGUGAAUUCCGUCAGUGUACGUUCUGCGGAAAUUGGGGCACGCAGUGGAGAAGUGCUGGACCAAGUAGAAGGAAGACAAUCGGGGAGCUUGACGCGGCGGCAAUGCACGUGGACGCGGAGCGAAUCAAGGUCAAUGGCAAGGCUACAACGGCGAUAACAACUAUGACUAUGAUCGAGUGGCGUUUGCUGUUUCGCUGGAAUGCGGACUUUUGGUAA
Molecule: messenger RNA, 480 nt
Organism: Peronospora matthiolae
Lineage: Eukaryota; Oomycota; Peronosporomycetes; Peronosporales; Peronosporaceae
Source: the annotation of a GenBank genome assembly